AUGGAGUCUGAAGAUGUUGCAUCAGCUCCUUCAACACCAAUGACACCAGGUACAAGCGGGGCUGCACUGUUUGGCGGGUUCAAGCCAGAGAGUAGUCAUACCGGCAACAAGAGAUCACCAUCUCUUCUCAAGAGCUGCAAGUGCUUCAGUGUUGAAACUUGGGCCGUGGAAGAGGGCACCUUACCCACCGUCUCCUGCGCAUUGCCCUCUGUCUCCUGCGCAUUGCCUCCCCCUCCUGUUUCACUUUCAAGAAAGGUGGGAGCUGAGUUCAUAGGCACCUUCAUACUCAUAUUUGCAGGGACAGCCACAGCCAUUGUGAACCAAAAGACACAGGGCACAGAAACUCUAAUCGGCCUCGCCGCCUCUACUGGACUCGCCGUCAUGAUUGUUAUUCUCUCCACCGGCCACAUCUCUGGAGCUCAUCUCAACCCAGCAAUUACCAUUGCCUUCGCUGCCCUCAAGCACUUCCCAUGGAGAAAUGUACCAGUUUAUAUGGGAGCACAAGUGUUGGCAUCCCUUUGUGCAGCAUUUGCCCUCAAGGGGAUUUUCCACCCUAUAAUGGGGGGUGGAGUCACCGUUCCUUCAGGUGGCAAUCUCCAAGCCUUUGCUUUGGAGUUCAUCAUCAGCUUCAACCUCAUGUUCGUUGUCACUGCAGUGGCCACAGAUACCAGAGCUGUGGGGGAGCUGGCGGGAAUCGCAGUCGGAGCUACUGUCAUGCUUAACAUACUCAUCGCUGGGGAGACCACGGGAGCUUCGAUGAAUCCAGUGAGAACUCUGGGACCAGCAAUAGCUGCAAACAACUUUAAAGCCAUAUGGAUCUACCUCACUGCUCCAAUCCUUGGGACACUGGCUGGGGCAGGUGUUUAUUCUGCAGUGAAGCUGCCCGAGAAAGAUGGCAACGCACAUGACAAACCUUCAGCAGCACACAGCUUCAGAAGAUGAUCCUUCAAGUACAACACCAUAACGUCAGGCAAUAAAGAACUCAGAUUCCCUGUCCUACAAUGCAUAGGUCCAUAUGGGCAAAAAUGGAGGUGGUUGGGGGUGGAUAUAGUGAAAAAGUAAAACAUGCCAUGUUCACUAAUUAAUCAUUCAUAUGGAUCAAGCUAGAGGUUACCAUGCAUGUGGGGAGGGGAAAAACUAGUGUGAUGUAUAAUGUCUGGGACUCUGGGUGAUUAACCUUCUUCAGAGAAGAGAUUUCGUACUUCGAAUUGAGUGAAACUGUUCUAUUGUGUUCAUGUUUAUUGGGUUGUAAAGGGCUGGGAGCAUCUUCAACAACAA
Molecule: messenger RNA, 1278 nt
Organism: Rhododendron vialii
Lineage: Eukaryota; Viridiplantae; Streptophyta; Magnoliopsida; Ericales; Ericaceae
Product: aquaporin NIP6-1
Exons: 5
Coding region: 1-942 (313 amino acids)
Biological process (GO): transmembrane transport
Cellular component (GO): membrane
Molecular function (GO): channel activity
Source: RefSeq, a predicted model, not a curated record